GGAUAAGGGCGCUGAGAAGGAGCGGGGGCGGCAGGGGGCGAAGGAAAAGGCCGAGCAGGCCAAGAAGGAGACGCAGGAGAAGAACCUGGCGCUGAAGUGGAUCGGCGCCGCAACGAGGCUCGAGGCAGAGCUGGACGGGUACCUCGAGCAUGAGAAGGCGGACAAGGUGCCGUCAUGGGAUGUGAAGAACGCGAAGGCGGCGAGGAAGUCUGUGGCAGUCAUGAAGGCGGUGGCGCAGAAGCGCGCGCACAGCGGCGCGGCCUUGACGAUCACGCAGGACGAGGCCAUCAGCAUCCAGAAGGAUGCGAGCUCGGCGGCGAAGGCCAUCGCGGGGAUGCUCAAGGAGGCCCAGAAGCACAGCACCUGA
Messenger RNA from Prorocentrum cordatum, 367 nucleotides. Lineage: Eukaryota; Dinophyceae; Prorocentrales; Prorocentraceae. The record is from the annotation of a GenBank genome assembly.